This is a messenger RNA of Protopolystoma xenopodis, 2181 nucleotides long. NCBI's taxonomy places the organism in Eukaryota, Metazoa, Platyhelminthes, Monogenea, Polystomatidea, Polystomatidae. The record is from the annotation of a GenBank genome assembly.
AUGGCGACGACCUCGGGUCCCCGCGAUAUGGCGAUUAGGGCGGGUCAAAUGAUUAUCAUCUGUGAGACUUCAGUUGGCUCUGCCCGAGAGCAAAAUGCUUUGCAUGCAGCCAGUUCGGUCAUUGAUGAUAAGCUAUCUCGACCAGGCGACCCCAUACUGCUGGAGAAGCAGUUGAAGAAUGAGGGCUCACCAUUGAGCUUAGAUGACUUCAUAAAUAGAGAACGAGAUGUAGCAAAGGAGGGACCAGCACAGAUAAUGGAAUUAAGGAAAAUAGUCACUCAUGAUACUAGGAAAUCCGCAGAAGACCUUAGUGUUACUGCAGAGCAAAAUAAUGUAUGUGACAAGAAUAUGUUUUCGGUGGAAUGCAGAGGAACUUCUUGGGGAAAAGAAGGAAAAGAUACGCUCAAACCUGCGAUACACCUCAUUAACUCAUCUGAGAUUAAAGCCGAGUACGAAAAGGAAGGUGGUUUUCGAAACUCGCCCGUAUCCCCACUCUCGGCCGAUGCCACUAAUAAAACUGACAAACGUCUUGGAUUCGGUGGCCCAUGCGACUUGAAAAAGGCAGAAGAGGCCUGGGAUCUGACAUUGGAGACAUGCAGGAGGCUGGCAGCUCGAACCAGAGGACCGACUCUGGCGGGCAAAAGCAAGGUUCCUCUUCAUCGACCUCAAUCACCAUCGUUCUAUGCUCAGACUCAAUUGUCUGCUACCGAGCGUAAACGUGUCUGUGGUAAUUCACCUGAGCCCCAACGAUUAGUACACACUACUGACGAUCUUGACUGGCUUGUUGCUGCCAACAGACCUGAAUCUCGUUCUACCGCCCCGCUUGAGCGGAUUCUAGCUGAAAUGCCUGAGCAAGAACUUGAACAGGAGAUUGGAUCUCCUCUAGGCCGACUUCGAGCCAAACCACAGCUAAAAGGAGCCUGUGCUACAGUCGAAAAUGGAACGCCGAGGGCCGCCUCGUUAGUAGGCUCUGAUGAGCUACUUGGUCUGCCCAGUUUUGACAUAGCCAGUCCAACGGAUUUUGCUGGCGGCGAUUCGACGACCACAAAUCUGCUAUCUUGUGAACUUGCUGUACAUGAAGAGGCCGCUAUUGCAGAAGAGAGGGAAGAAGAUGAGAUACUUGGGUCAGAUGAAAUUCUGCUGCCGAUUUCCGGCAGAACUAGGGCUAUUGAAUCUUGCUAUAGCAGCUUUUCGCGACGAAAAACAGCGUGUUUAGCAACAAGUAAUGGUCUUCUCCCUAUGAUCACACCACGAUCCUCUUCGUCUUCCAUCUCUGACACGAAGGCUGAAUCCAACUUGGCUGCUGCAGUUGCCGAACCUGAGGCGGAUACCUCGGAGUGGGAGGGUAAUUCAGACGAUUUAGGACCUGCUGGCACCCGGCCUCAAAUACUUAAUGGCACCUAUUCUCGAAUCACGCCCGGGACUGAAAGUGAUAAACUCACCAGUAGAUGCCGACGCGACGACUCACCAGACACCAGCAGCCUCGAACAAGAUAGCGCACUGUCCUCAUCCUCGGCUGCUGCGGUUGGAGUUUACUCCGUUCACGCUGACAGGUUGAUGGGGAUAACACCAUCUGACCAAGAAGCCAGCAGACCAGAUUUUCGGCAAGAAGCCAUGUCGAAGUCCAAUAACAACUCGUCUUCAUUAAAGUCCGCAAGCAAACCUGCAACUUUUCAUGGCCCUUAUCCAUCCUCAGGCUCUCCAGAGAAACCAGGCCGAACGACUGGCUGCAUUAUUUCUCUUAUUUCUACCAACAACAGCCGGCUAAAUGACAAUGUCUCCAUGGUCGAAACUCGGGCAAAUAUAUCCCCAAAAGAUUCAGUAAAUGACCAUGCUCCGAUCGCUUUCUCGUCAGCGCAAUCUUUACAAAUCCAACCUCAUUCUUUAAACUCCCCAAGGGUGUCAGAUAAUUCAGAAUGCAGCCAAAGCAACCCUGACACUGAGCUUAGCUGUGUUGACGAAGGUCUAAUGCCACCUGGUCGACCAACUCUUGUUGAAUUAGAACAAGGCUGCGCUACAAUUGGUCGCCAACUGGAGCUGACUGGCGACCGGCUGGCCUGGUGCUCUGCCGAACUGGAAGCUGUGCAGGCGAUUGCAAGCGGACCAUGCUCACCUCCUUCCCAAUCCAGUCACUCGUCCUUUACAAUGACGCCACUUGCCCAGGUAAAAAGUCGGCCAUGA